Dicrocoelium dendriticum is the source of this 1442-nucleotide messenger RNA. The record is from the annotation of a GenBank genome assembly. NCBI's taxonomy places the organism in Eukaryota, Metazoa, Platyhelminthes, Trematoda, Plagiorchiida, Dicrocoeliidae.
GAUCUAUCAAGAACUAGCACAUUAUCAUUUCCUGGCUCAACGAUUUGCUCAAGAAGGAGCACUCAAGGGAUUUUCCUAUUGUUCCAGUCCAUCUGAAACUCAAAAUCGUGAGGACCUUACGAUUUCCAAAGGAUUUACCACGAUUUUUCGUGGGUAGGUGCCCAUCAAUCCUGCAGGUUUGGAACCACUUCUGUAUACUCGCGGUACUCAUCUGAUCAGGUUUUUUAUCAGUGCAACACUCGGGUUAGUUCACAGAGGAUGCAGCCUUUGGGUCUCUGCAUUCUGAGGCCGAAGCCGGAUCCUACAGAAUCACACUUACCGAUAGUGUUUUCAAACGGGAAAGAAAUUGUUACCUCCCUGAAUCACCUGAAGAAGGACCCACUGGAUUUCGAGGCACUGCCUACUGUCGAUCAAUCAUUCAAGACUGAACAAGUUGGCACACUAGACUCAUUGGAGGGUCGUAACAACCCUGCAACUGGAGAACCUCUGGUACCGGAUAUUUCUGAACACGGUAUCCACGCACAAGAACAACCAACUCACCAUUGUGAAAACUGUGAAGAAACAUUUUCAGACAGGACCGACCUCCUCGCUCACCUAAAGAGUGUUCAUUUGAAGCAACGCGAUCACACAUGUGAAAACUGUGGAAAAUCGUUUCCCCUAAGGUGUCGUCUUCGGGCACACGUAGAAGCCGUCCACUUGAAACAACGCGACCAUACCUGCGAUCGCUGUGGUAAAUCGUUUCCCAGGAAUUUCGUUUUACAGAAACACAUCAGUUCUAUACAUUUGAAGCAGCGAGAUCACACAUGCGAAUACUGUGGAAACUCUUUUUCCGUAAAGUCCCACCUUCGGACGCACGUAGACGUUGUUCACCUGAAACAACGCAACCAUACCUGCGAGCGCUGUGGUAAAUCGUUUUCCUUGAAUAGCGCUUUGCAGAGGCACAUCAUUGCUAUCCAUUUGGAGCAGCGAAAUCACACAUGCGAAUACUGUGGAAAAUCAUUUUCCAUAAGAUGCUACCUCCGGAGACACGUAGAAGCUGUUCACUUAAAGAAACAGCCCCACAGAUGCGAGCAUUGUGACAAAUGCUUCUUUCAUGGCGGGGCUUUGAGAAGACACAUUGGAGCUGUGCAUUUAAAGCAGCGAGAUCACACAUGCGAAUACUGUGGAAAAUCAUUUUCCGUAAGAUGCUACCUUCGGACCCACGUGGAAGCUAUUCACUUAAAGAAACAGCCCCACAGAUGCGAGCAUUGUGACAAAUGCUUCACUCAUAGGAGUGUAUUAAGAAGACACGUUGAAGCAGUGCAUCUAAAAGAGUCUACAGACAGAAAGCAGAGUUGUUCAUGAACACCAUCAAGCUUGGGACCCGUUAUGUAACGCUGUAUUUAUCCCACGCAUUUGUAGAUUUGUGGCCUGUGUCGUCUUGUGAUAAACCCUUUUGAGAU